ACGGCGAAAGACCAAAUAAAAAAAAGCACACCUGAAUUACAAGUCAUCGCCCAUUUUGCCUUUGAAUUGGGAAAAGGUCGCUUCUUUCUUCCAUCCUAGAAUUUACGUUAGGGGGUCGCUUUUGGAGUAGCCAUUAAUUAUUAUUCGUUUCGUCUAUAAAUACCUUUACACUCUCCUCUUCCACGCUCAUCUCAUCAACCCUAAUUAAGCGUGCCUCUCAAUUCAAACAAACUCAUCCAUUUUUCUCUCUUAAUUACUUAUUAAUGGCGACACCAGUAGAAAUCUCGACUCUCGAACUCAUCGAACAACACCUCGUCGGCGAGUUCUUUCCUCUUGACAGCUUUGAUGUCAAUAGCCUCCGCAACACCAACUCGAUUUUCACAGCAUUUGAUUCUACAACCAGUGUUCAAACUGAGGGUUCAAGCUCUCAAUCUUAUUCCUUCUGUUCACAGACUGCAAGCUGUGACUCUACCAUCGUAAUCUCUGAUUACCUGGAUUCCAACGAAGUUAACAACACUCAAUGUUUUGAUUUUGUCCAUAAUUCGAUUAAUUUUGACCAAAACCAAAUAAAUUUCUUUGGAUUUGAGUCGAAGCCUCAAAUAAUCGAUCUUACAACGCCGAAACCAGUGAAUUUGAACAUUCAGUCCAGUUCUAGGUUGAGUUUCAGCGAGCGCAAGCCGUCGUUGAAGAUCGACCUAGCUCCGGUGAAGAAAUUCGAGUGGUUGGAGUUCGGGCAGCCGACUAAGUUAGCAGUUUCCGUAGAGAAACCGUUUACUAGGCACUACAGGGGAGUCCGGCAGAGGCCGUGGGGGAAGUCCGCGGCGGAGAUCAGAGAUCCGAAGCGGCGGGGGUCUAGGGUUUGGUUAGGGACAUUCGACACCGCCAUUGAUGCUGCCAAGGCCUACGAUCGAGCCGCAUUCAAGAUGCGCGGGAGCAAAGCCAUUCUCAACUUCCCUCUCGAAGUAGGAAAAUGGCGUCGCUCCUCCGCCUCCGUCUCCGCCGCUGCCACGGAGGAGAACGGCGGCGCGAAGAGGCAGAGAGAGGCUGAAGAACAAACAGAGGAAAGGUCGGUGAAGAAGGAGAAGUUACCGGAAUCUGACGCGUCGGCGGUGAGUAGUAGUGAAGCCAGUUGUCCAUUAACGCCGUCAAAUUGGAGUGCCGUAUGGGAUCAAAAUGCGAACAGUAUCUUUAACGCCCCGUUGUUUUCGCCAUUGUCUCUUCACCCAAUGUUGGGCUAUGCAUAGCUCAAUGAUCAUAUAUUAGUCAUGGAGGUGUACUCUCUCUGUUGUAUGUAGGAAGGAAUGCGAAACUUUCAAAAACUGGUAACAAGGUUUUUCCAUUGUAUUGUAUUGAAAAUUUUCAGGAAUAUUAUAAUAAUGUGUAGAAAAUUGUUCUAGGCAA
Messenger RNA from Camellia sinensis, 1401 nucleotides. RefSeq names its product ethylene-responsive transcription factor 5. Lineage: Eukaryota; Viridiplantae; Streptophyta; Magnoliopsida; Ericales; Theaceae. Gene Ontology annotation, biological process: ethylene-activated signaling pathway; regulation of DNA-templated transcription. The record is from RefSeq and is a predicted model, not a curated record. Gene Ontology annotation, molecular function: DNA-binding transcription factor activity; DNA binding.